AGCAUUCUACCAAACCAAAAUCAAAAUGACUGAAACCGAAGUUGCUGCCGCAGCUCCAGCUGCCUCUCCUGCCAAGGCAACCAAGAAGCCAAAGGCCCCGAAGGGAGAAAAGAAGCCCAAGAAGCCAUCCACCCACCCGCCAGUCAACGACAUGGUUGUUGCCGCCAUCAAGGCCCUGAAGGAACGCAAGGGAUCGUCGCUGCAGGCCAUCAAAAAGUACAUCGCUGCCAACUACAAGUGUGAUGUGGCCAAGUUGUCGCCUUUCAUCAAGAAGGCCCUGAAGAGCGGUGUCGAGAAGGGAAAGUUCACCCAGCCCAAGGGCACCGGAGCUUCCGGAUCUUUCAAGAUCAAGGCUGAGGAUAAGAAGCCAGCUGGCGAGAAGAAGAAGAAGGUCGCCGCCAAGAAGCCAAAGAAGGCCGCUGGUGAGAAGAAGACCGUGGCCAAGAAGCCAAAGGCCGCUGGCGCCAAGAAGCCAAAAGCCGCUGCCGCUAAAAAGCCAAAGGCUGCCGCUGAGAAGAAGGCCAAGGCUGCCACGGCUAAGACCGCCAAGAAAGCCGGCACCGUGAAGAAGGCUGCUGCGCCCAAGAAGGCCGCUGCUCCUAAGAAGGCUGCUGCUAAGCCAAAAGCCGCUGCUAAGCCGAAGGCCGCCGCUAAGAAGCCAAAGACCCCCAAGAAGACUGUGGCCAAGAAAGCUGCUGCCAAGAAGUAAAUGUAUGAUAAUUUCAACACUAUUUAUACAAUCAGUCCUUUUCAGGACUACCAACCACAUUAUGAAAGAGUUUUCCAAUGAAAUAUUUCAUUACCUGAAGUACGCUUCCGUG
This is a messenger RNA of Uranotaenia lowii, 821 nucleotides long. RefSeq names its product histone H1B-like. Gene Ontology annotation, biological process: negative regulation of DNA recombination; nucleosome assembly; chromosome condensation. Lineage: Eukaryota; Metazoa; Arthropoda; Insecta; Diptera; Culicidae. Gene Ontology annotation, cellular component: nucleus; nucleosome. Gene Ontology annotation, molecular function: structural constituent of chromatin; double-stranded DNA binding; nucleosomal DNA binding. The record is from RefSeq and is a predicted model, not a curated record. Bases 26 to 709 code for a protein of 227 amino acids. The transcript has a single exon.